AACCUGUGAUAAAGAGAAGUAAAAACACAUCAGUGUGCCCGAUCACUUGUGAUAACUGUACAACCCAUACCAACACCAAAGAUGGGCACUAGUCACAAGUAUGUGGAUCCAGAGAUCGCCAAUUCUAAGGAUGCGAUCCUGAAGGCGACAUCCAGCGCCAAGAGAAUGGUCGGGUACACGGUAUUGGUUGGCAGUAUGGGUGUACUGGCGGUCAGCGGUAUACUCCUCGGGCUUCAUUUCAGCGGGAACCUCGACAAACUGAGCGAUGAUGGAGAAGAACUGGUAGAUAUCAACACUGGGGCUCAAGUCGGUGCCAACACCCAAAACCAUCUAAAAGAAGAUGACAUUUCGACUUCGAAUUUGGAUUCGUUACAUGGAGAGGAUGAAUUAUUGGUUUCAUCACUAUCCAACGCUGGCACCGAGCCUGAAUUCUACCCAGAUUCAGAAGAGGAGGAGUACGAAGAACAUGAAACUGACAGCCACGUAAAUAGCGAUAGUAGUGAAGACAAUGGCAGCGAGGAUGAUAAUCACGCCGAAGAUCAUAGCCUCAGCAGUGAAGACGAUGAUGACUACGACAGCGAGGAGGAUGAUAGCGACGAUGACGAUACUCCCAGUGACGACAAAGACAGCAAUGAAAUUGAUAGUGAUGAGCAAAGUGAGGACAGCAAAGACACUAAUAGUGUCGAGUAUAGUGAUGAUGAGGAUAGUAAAGAAAGUGAUGAUAACAGUGGCGAUGAUGACAGCAAAGACAGUGGUAAUGACAGUGACGAUGAUGACAGCAAAGACAGCGACAAAGACGACAGCAAAGACAGCGAUUAUGACAGCGACAAUGAUGACAGCAAAGGAAGUGGUAAUGACAGUGGCGAUGAUAACAGCAAAGAUAGUGACGAUGAUGACAGCAAAGACAGCGAUCAUGACAGCGACGAUGAUGACAGCAAAGAAAGUGGUAAUGACAGUGGCGAUGAUGACAGCAAAGAAAGUGACUACGAUGACAGCAAAGACAGCGACGAUGAUGACAGCAAAGAAAGUGAUAAUGCCAGCGACAGAGAUGACAGCAACGAUGAUGACAGAAAAGAAAGUGAUAAUGCCAGUGACAGUGAUGACAGCAACGACAGCGACGAUGAUGACAGCAAAGAAAGUGAUAAUGACAGUGACAGAGAUGACAGCAAAGAUGAUGACAGUAAAGAAAGUGAUAAUGCCAGUGACAGUGAUGACAGCAACGACAGCGACGAUGAUGACAGCAAAGAAAGUGAUAAUGCCAGUGACAGUGAUAAUGACAGCAAAGACAGCGACGAUGAUGACAGCAAAGACAGCGACGAUGAUGACAGCAAAGACAGCGACGAUGAUGACAGCAAAGAAAGCGACGAUACUGACAGUAAAGAAAGUGAUAAUGCCAGUGACAGUGAUGACAGCAACGACAGCGACGAUGAUGACAGCAAAGAAAGUGAUAAUGCCAGUGACAGUGAUGACAGCAACGACAGCGACGAUGAUGACAGCAAAGACAGCGAUGAUGAUGACAGCAAAGAAAGUGAUAAUGCUAGUGGCGAUGAUGACAGCAAAGAAAGCGACGAUACUGACAGUAAAGAAAGUGAUAAUGCCAGUGACAGUGAUGACAGCAACGACAGCGACGAUGAUGACAGUAAAGAAAGUGAUAAUGCCAGUGACAGUGAUGACAGCAACGACAGCGACGAUGAUGACAGCAACGACAGCGAUGAUGAUGAUAGCAAAGAAAGUGAUAAUGCCAGCGACAGUGAUAAUGACAGCAAAGACAGCGACGAUGAUGACAGCAAAGAAAGUGAUAAUGCUAGUGGCGAUGAUGACAGCAAAGAAAGCGACGAUACUGACAGUAAAGAAAGUGAUAAUGCUAGUGACAGUGAUGACAGCAACGGCAGCGACGAUGAUGACAGCAAAGACAGCGAUGGUGAUGAUGAUGACAGCAAAGAUAGUGAUAAUGCAAGUAACGAUGAUGACAGCAAAGACAGCGACGAUGAUGACAGCAAAGAUAGCGACGAUGAUGACAGUAAAGAAAGUAAUACUGCUAGUAACGAUGAUGACAGCAAAGACAGCGAUGGUGAUGAUGAUGACAGCAAAGAAGGUGACAAUGCCAGUGACAGUGAUGACAGCAACGACAGCGACGAUGAUGACAGCAAAGACAGCGACGAUGAUGACAGCAAAGAAAGUGAUAAUGCAAGUAACGAUGAUGACAGCAAAGACAGCGACGAUAAUGACAGCAAAGAUAGCGACGGUGAUGACAGUAAAGAAAGUAAUAAUGCAAGUAACGAUGAUGACAGCAAAGACAGCGACGAUGAUGACAGCAAAGAUAGCGACGAUGAUGACAGUAAAGAAAGUAAUAAUGCUAGUAACGAUGAUGACAGCAAAGACAGCGACGAUGAUGACAGCAAAGACAGCAACGAUAGUGACAGUAACGAAAGUGAUAAUGCCAGUGAUAGUGAUGACAACAACGACAGCGACGAUGAUGACAGCAAAGAGGGUGAUGACGAUAAUGACAGUAAAACAAGUGAUACUGCCAGUGACAACGAUGAUAGCAAAGACAGUGAUGAUGAUGACAGCAAAGAAAGUGAUGAUGAUGAUGAUGAUGAUGAUGAUGAUAGCAAAGAAAAUGAUAAUGCUAGUGACGAUGAUGACAACAAAGACAGCGACGAAGACGACAGCAAAGACAGUGACGAUGAUAGCAAAGAAAGUGAUAAUGCCAGUGACGACGAUGACAGCAAAGACAGCGACGAUGGUAACAGCAAAGAAGGUGAUAAUGCCAGUGACGAUGACGACAGCAAAAACAGUAAUGAUGAUGGCAGCAAAAACAGUGAUAAUACUAGUGACGAAGAUGACAGCAAAAACAGCGACAAUGAUGACAGCAAAGACAGUAAUGAUGAUGACAGCAAAGAAAGUGAUAAUUCCAGUGACAGUGAUGACAGCAAAGACAGUGAUGACGAUGACAGCAAAGAAAGCGAUAAUGCCAGUGAUGACGAUGACAGCAAAGAAAGUGAUAAUGCCAGUGACGACGAUGACAGCAAAGACAGUGAUGACGAUGACAACAAAGAAAGGGAAAACGCCAGUGACGACGAUGACAGCAAAGACAGUGAUGAUGAUGACAGCAAAGAAAAUGAGAAUGCUAGUGACAAUAAUGACAGCAAAGACAGCGAGGAUAAUGAUAAUAAAGAAAGUGAUAAUGCCAGUGACGACGAUGACAGCAAAGACAGUGAUAAUGCUAGUGACGAAGAUGAUAGUAAAGACAGCGACAAUGAUGACAGCAAAGACAGUGAUGAUGAUGACAGCAAAGAAAGUGAUAAUGAUGACAGCAAAGACAGCGACGAUGAUGAUAACAAAAACAGUGACAAUAAUGACAGCAAAGACAGUGAUAAUGCCAGUGACAAUGAUGACAGCAAAGACAGUGAUAAUGACAGCAGUAAUAGUGACGAUGAUGAUAAUGACAAUGAUAAGAGCAAGGAAAGUAAAAAUAAUGACAGUAAAGAUGAUGUUAGCAAAGAGAGUAACGAGAACAAGGAGGAAAACAGCAAAGAAAGUGGCGAUGAUGAUAUUGACAGUGAUGGCACCGACGAUGGAGAAAGCAAUGAUGACAAAAGCAAUGAUUCCGAUCUAAAUGACAGUGGUGAUAAUGGUAGCAAUGCAAACGACGAUAACCAUAGCGAUAGCAAUGAAAACACAAACGAUGAUGACAAGAAAGGAGACCUCAACAUCGAUUCUUUGUUAAAAGAUUUAGUGUAUGGAGAUUUGGAUGAUGACGAUAAGAAAUCUGCCCGUAAAUACGAAGAUGGCGAUAAUAAAGACAACGGCGACGAUUAUGACAAAUUUGAUAACGACGAGGAGAAAAACAAUAACGAUGCAAGCCUCGACGAUAUGCUGGCUGGUAUGUUAAGUGAUGUAUUGGUGGUCAAAUCAAAAGACGAAACGUUGAAUGAAGACAGCGAUUUAUUAGGCGAUGAUAACCAAGAUAAAAACGAUAGGAAGGGAAAUGAGGAUAAGGAAAACGAUGAUGAUGUCAAUAGCGAUGCGUCCGGGGAAAAUGGCGACGACGAAAAUGAUGACAAAUCUGAUUCUGGGGAAAAUGAUGAAGACGAAAAUGAUAACAAAUCUGAACGAAAAAGCAGCGAUGAAGACAAAAGUGAAAACACUGAAGAUGACUCAAAUAACAGUGACAACGAUGAUAUAAGUAAUCAAAACGAUAACGAUUCAGCAGGCAAAGAUGACAGCGAAGGUGGAUAUAGUGACGGUAUAACCGGCGAUGACAACGAUGGUGAUAACAUGAAUGAAUAUGAUAGCAAUGGCGAUGGCGAACAAGGCGAUAUUAAUUUGGACGGUAUAUUGUCAGAUAUGCUAAGUGACGUAUUCGCGGAAGGGCCAAAGGUCGAUAUGGUGAAUGAUGAGAGCGCCUUAUUAUCAGACAAUUUCAACACUGGUAUGGUGGUUGAUGCUGGUAGCCUUACUACCGGAAAUGACGCUAGCCUACCAGACAAUACUGUGAACAGCGACAUGUUCGGUGAUAUCUCAAAGGUCAGCUCCAUGCUCUCGUUAGGAACAAACGAGGAUCAAGGUGUACUAGGCGAUAGCGUUAACGACGGUAUGUCCAUAUUAGUGUCGCCAAUGAAUCCAGCGGUCGAUUCAAUGAACACGUGGAACUCAAUAGGAACAAUGUCCGAUGUAAUAGACGAUGAAAACGAUAACGGCGAUACUUUCAUGGACACUAAUAACGCAUGGAACAACGACAACUUCAAUGGUGGCGAUAAUGGCGAUGAUAUAAAUGAUAACGGCAUUUAUGAUCAGAAUAAUUGGGACGACAGUAACAACGACGAUACUAACGAAGGUCGCUACGAUGAUAACAACGACUUCGGUAACAAUGAUGAAAAUAACGAUGACGGUUAUGAUAUCAAAGAUGAUCUUUAUGAUAACAAUGAUGGAAAUAACGAUGACGGUUAUGAUAACGAUGAUAACAAUGAUGACAACAAUGAUGAUAAUAAUGAUAACAAUGAUGACAACAAUGAUGACAACAAUGAUGAUCAUGAUGAUGAUGAUGGAAACAAUGAUGAUCAUGAUGAUGAUGAUGAUGGAAACAAUGAUGAUCAUGAUGAUGAUGAUGAUGGAAACAAUGAUGAAGACAGUGAUGAUAACAACCCUGAUGAAUAUAGUGAUGGUCAUAACGAUAACAAUAAUGAUGACAAUGACGAUAACAACGAUAAUUUGGAUGAUAAUGAUGAUACUAAUGAUGACACGGGAAACAAUAAUGACAACGAAGACGAUGUUAACAAUGAUUCCCCUAUAGUAGAAGCAGCUGAAUUGACAGAGGAGGAGGAUGACGAGGAGUAGGGAAUCAGCACCGUCCGUUUUCUUAUAAGAAUUCCAUUCCUCACAUCGUACACAAAUCAUCAUACCUAUCAAGAGAUUUAAUACCUCCAUAAUUUCUGUUCAUGUUUUACGAACACAUAAUAUAUUCUUAUUUCGACACAAUGCUGCCUAGUAACCGUGCCUAUGAAGAUAUGUUAGAUUUCGAGUUGUGUACAUUUCGUGCACGUGAAUUAAUGAGAAGUAAAUUAUUGUUCUGUUGUGCAGGCCACAAUAGCCACGUUCUGUUAUAUUUAUGAGAUAUUGCCGGAACAGAGCUGGUCUCUGUUUUACCCAUAAUUCGUCAUUUUAGCGUGAUUUGAACACUAUCACUCAGUUACGUCUGUUACGUUUGUUUAGUGUGUUUUAUUUAUUUUAUGUAAUAAAUAAUGAUGUUUUAUAUAAA
Messenger RNA from Pecten maximus, 5761 nucleotides. Its product is annotated as dentin sialophosphoprotein-like. The transcript has 4 exons. Lineage: Eukaryota; Metazoa; Mollusca; Bivalvia; Pectinida; Pectinidae. The coding region runs from base 82 to 5340 and encodes 1752 amino acids. The record is from RefSeq and is a predicted model, not a curated record.